Messenger RNA from Staurois parvus, 306 nucleotides. The record is from the annotation of a GenBank genome assembly. Lineage: Eukaryota; Metazoa; Chordata; Amphibia; Anura; Ranidae.
CACAUACAAAGCAGUGUGCUUACAGUGAAGCACAAACACACCCAGCACACAGUUAACCCUUUGAUUGUCCCUCAUGUUAACCCCUUCCUGCCCAGUGCCAUUAGUACAGUGUCAGUGUUUUUUUUUUUAGCACUGAUCCCUGUAUUACUGUCACUGGGGAUGUCAGUGACACCAAGUCAGUUUCUCCCAGUGUCAGAAUGCUUACCGCAGUCCGGCUAUAAGUUGCUGAUCGCCAUUACUAUAAACAAACCCAGUAUGUAUACCGCCAUUUGUAAAUACUAUAGCUUUAACGUAAACCAAUUAAUU